UAGAACCUCCAAAGAGGCACGAUCCAGCAAUCUAGACUCUGGAGUUAACCGUGGCGGAUUUGCGAAGCGGCCAGGCAAUGAUAGGAGGCGAUGACGCCCACUGGCUCCAGUCUGGUAAUCUAAAUCACGAGGUCAACAUUUAUCGACUGUUAGCACCAACACAUUUCCAUCACUCAAAAAGAAACCCGCCAUCGUAUCGACUGGAACUAUGAGCAGCCUCGAGUCUGCGAUUGCAGGCGAUGAUGCGUCUCAUGCUGUCCCGAGUCAGGGACCAGGGGCCGCUCCUACCGGAUCCGGGUCGCAAGGUGCCUCGGCCAAACCUGACGAGGACAUCACUUCCCUCAUCGAAGACCACAUCAUCCCAAAGCUAGACCCAGAAUUCCUCCGAUACUUCGCCAAGCACCACGUACCAGCUCCCCAGCCUAACAUCCCCAUUGAGCAUGUCCGCGCCAAUCCGCAAGCAUUCCGGUCGCCUUGCGCACUGGACACGUCUGGCUACCCGGGGGUUACCGAGGACAGUUUUGCUUCGACGCGAGACGAUAAUGUUCGGAUUCCUGUCCGAGUUUACUAUCCGGACGAGGCAAGGCAUGGGCCUGGGCCUUAUCCGGUGCAUCUGAACUUUCACGGCGGUGGAUUUGUCCUCGGCGACUUGGACACGGAGGGUGCCUUGUGUCUGCGUAUGCGAGAGGCAGGUGUCGUGGUGGUUGAUGUAGCCUAUCGUCUCUGCCCAGAAACUGUCUGGGGGAAAUGCUUUCAAGACGCAUGGGAUGCUCUGAAUUGGGUCCGCGAUUCAUCAACCACCCUAUACAUUAACCCCUCAUCGCUCUCCAUCGGCGGUAUCUCCGCCGGGGCGCACAUCUCUCUCGUCCUGCAACACCUCGCUCGCGACGCGGGGAUCCCCCUGAAACUCUGCAUGGCCUCAGUCACACCCGCCACUGACGCCCUCACCUACACCUACUACACCGACUCGCCCUUCCCCUCCUUCCACGAAUUCCACCGCGGCCCCGUCCUACCCUGGGCACGCAUCAAGUUCUUCGGCCAGACCUGCAUGCCACGGGACACCCUUCCCUCGCUACGUCAGCAGUGGCCAGACUGGUGGUUCGCGCCGCUCCGCGCAGCCAACUGGACCGGGUUAUGUGAUUCGUUCAUCCGGACCGCCGAAGCUGACCCUUUGAGAGAUGAGGGCGAGGCAUACGCCAUGAAGCUCGUCGCGGGCGGGAACAGGGUUACCAUCAAGAGGUAUCUGGGCUGUCCGCAUACGUUCAUGUAUCUGGAUUGUAUGAGCAAGAAGCAUGAGUACGACCGGGAUGCCGUGGACGCGUUGCGGGCUGCGCAUGGACUCAUCUGACGGAUUAGCGAGUGCCAUGAGUAUCGCCGGUGCUACAUUGAGCCCUGAGCCAACCCAUAUUGCUUCUGUGUGAGCAGAGCGAGCCCAAUGCACUCGUGCUAUUACGUCGGAGGCAUCGGCCGUUGGGUGGUUCUAUUCGGUGAGACUAUCGAGGAUCACCAGGGACAAUACUAGUGAUCAUGAUGGACGCCUUUGUUAUAUCAGCUGUUACAACCGGUACCUAACAUAUCAUCAGGUCAAGCGAAUAGCAUCCAAUCGUAAGCCAUCUUUUCCAACCACUACGAUAUCCCCUCUUCCUUCAAGCCCGCCAAGACUUAACAGCUUCACCGAGCAUCCUCCUUGAGCUCAGUCACCGCCCCUUUAUGUUCAACAUCAGGGUGAG
Molecule: messenger RNA, 1730 nt
Organism: Canariomyces notabilis
Lineage: Eukaryota; Fungi; Ascomycota; Sordariomycetes; Sordariales; Chaetomiaceae
Product: alpha/beta-hydrolase
Exons: 4
Coding region: 209-1348 (379 amino acids)
Molecular function (GO): hydrolase activity
Source: RefSeq, a predicted model, not a curated record